AUCUGCCCCGCGCCGAGCGCCGCCGCCGCCGCCGCCGCCGCCGCUCCGCUGCCCGCGCCGCCCGCGGCUCCCGAUGGAGACUGACGCGCCCCAGCCCGGCCUCGCCUCCCCGGACUCGCCGCACGACCCCUGCAAGAUGUUCAUCGGGGGACUCAGUUGGCAGACCACGCAGGAAGGACUGCGCGAAUACUUUGGCCAGUUCGGGGAGGUGAAGGAGUGUCUGGUGAUGCGGGACCCCCUGACCAAGAGGUCCAGGGGUUUCGGCUUCGUCACUUUCAUGGACCAGGCGGGGGUGGAUAAAGUACUGGCGCAAUCGCGGCACGAGCUCGACUCCAAAACAAUUGACCCCAAGGUGGCCUUUCCUCGGAGAGCACAGCCUAAGAUGGUGACUCGGACGAAGAAGAUCUUUGUUGGGGGCCUAUCGGUGAACACCACAGUGGAAGAUGUGAAGCAAUAUUUUGAGCAGUUUGGGAAGGUGGACGAUGCCAUGCUGAUGUUUGACAAAACCACUAACCGGCACCGAGGGUUUGGAUUUGUCACAUUUGAGAGUGAGGACAUCGUGGAGAAAGUGUGUGAAAUCCACUUCCAUGAAAUCAACAACAAAAUGGUGGAAUGUAAGAAAGCUCAGCCAAAGGAGGUAAUGUCGCCCACGGGCUCAGCCAGAGGAAGGUCUCGAGUCAUGCCCUAUGGAAUGGACGCCUUCAUGCUGGGUAUCGGCAUGCUGGGCUACCCAGGUUUUCAAGCCACAACCUAUGCCAGCCGGAGUUACACAGGCCUUGCCCCUGGCUAUACUUACCAGUUCCCCGAAUUCCGUGUAGAGCGGACCCCACUCCCGAGUGCCCCAGUCCUCCCCGAGCUUACAGCCAUUCCUCUCACCGCUUAUGGACCAAUGGCAGCCGCGGCAGCAGCAGCAGCUGUGGUUCGAGGGACAGGCUCUCACCCCUGGACGAUGGCUCCCCCUCCAGGUUCGACUCCCAGCCGCACAGGGGGCUUCCUGGGAACCACCAGUCCCGGCCCCAUGGCUGAGCUCUAUGGGGCGGCCAACCAGGACUCAGGGGUCAGCAGUUACAUCAGCGCCGCCAGCCCCGCUCCCAGCACUGGCUUCGGCCACAGUCUUGGGGGUCCCUUGAUUGCCACAGCCUUCACCAAUGGGUACCACUGAAGCAGGGAACAGGUGGCAGGAG
Perognathus longimembris pacificus (Pacific pocket mouse) is the source of this 1184-nucleotide messenger RNA. It is a transcript of the gene Msi1, whose product is annotated as musashi RNA binding protein 1. The record is from RefSeq and is a predicted model, not a curated record. The coding region runs from base 74 to 1162 and encodes 362 amino acids. The transcript has 14 exons. NCBI's taxonomy places the organism in Eukaryota, Metazoa, Chordata, Mammalia, Rodentia, Heteromyidae. Gene Ontology annotation, molecular function: RNA binding. Gene Ontology annotation, cellular component: cytoplasm.